This is a messenger RNA of Angiostrongylus costaricensis, 633 nucleotides long. The record is from the annotation of a GenBank genome assembly. NCBI's taxonomy places the organism in Eukaryota, Metazoa, Nematoda, Chromadorea, Rhabditida, Metastrongylidae.
AUGCCGUUGAUGAGAUAUUAUGACUACGAUUACUAUGACAGCACUAAUAGCACAGCCAAAGCAAUUUCGUCACGAAGUGGAUCCUCGGCCCCUCUUAGUCACCUGUGUGACGUUUACCACAGUUACCAUCCAUCUUGUGAUCUGAAUCGAAGUUUGUACACGACUCCAUCGGGUUGUUCCGUGAGCUAUCGAAUGAAUAUGACAAUCCAUGAUUUCGAAAACUGUGGCGACUCGUCGUUUUACGAUAGCAGCAUGAUGCAGAAGAAAAAGAAAAGUCGGGUGCGGUUAGCACUUAAGGAGCUAGUUGGGAGACCGUCACGACGCGACUCUUCUGCUCGUUUGGACUCAUCCAGAAAGGAUGCAUAUCGAAGCGAAUCUCCGCGAAAACGUAACGGCUUUUCUUCCACAGCUAUGACUACUUAUUCGACGUUAACACCAAGAAAUGUCUAUAGAGCGCCAAGUGCCGACAUGGUUGCAUUUUCAUUUCCGUGGUUAGAUUCACGUCGAGAACGACGUCAAGGAAGACAUCAUCCUUCAAAUCAUGGAUCUGUCAAAGUGGAGAGCUACGCCGUUACUGAACCCAGAGCCGUCGAAUUUGGCAUAGCUAACAGAAGUAAAAGAAGUAAACGUUAG